CACUUCCGGCAGCCAUCUCUUGCCUGACGGUAAUUAACAACGGUUGAGUGGUUGAGUGGCUAACGCAUCUUAAUUUUCCCUGUUGAACAGGAGAAAGAGUUUGUUUGGUUUUACCCGAUAAGAAAAGCUUUAAGAAGAACAGUCUCCAAAACUUUCCAAACUGCCUGAGAGCAGCGGGGUCCAUGGAGAGAGCUACUGAUGGCUGAGGAGCUGUGUACCGGCUGGUUUCGUAUCAUUGCAGGUACAGUAGGCUCUUUGGAGAUUGAGGAAUGCAAAUCUGCAACCAUGAUGGAAGGAUUGAAAAAACGUACCAGGAAGGCCUUUGGGAUACGGAAGAAAGAGAAGGACAAUGAUUCCACGGGGUCUCCAGACAGAGAUGGUAAGAAGACAAACGGGGCCCCGAAUGGCUUCUAUGGAGAUAUCGACUGGGACAGAUACAACUCUCCUGAGGUGGAUGAUGAAGGCUACAGUAUCAGACCUGAAGAUGAAUUAGAAGAGGAAGCUGCCACCAAAAAAUCUCACUUCUUCUCUUCCGAUGAGUCCGAGGAAGAAGAGGACCACAGGAAAAAAUUCAAGAUCAAGAUCAAGCCCCUGCCGCCUGAUCGUGUUGUGGAGGCACCCUCAGUCGAUGAGCUCAAAGCCUCCAUAGGCAACAUAGCUCUGUCCCCAUCUCCCAUGAGGAGUCCGAGACGUAGCCCGGGUUUGAAAAGGAACACGUCCAGAGCAGGUGAAGAGAUUGCCAGACCGAGACGUGUUGUCCCUCCUGCACCCACUGUGGUCCCCACACCAGCUCCAGCACCACAGCCCCCCAGCACUCAGCAAACACCAGUCUCUGAAGACACCACAGCCUUAUUUGGGCCUCCUUUGGAAACAGCCUUUGGAGAACAGAAAACUGAAGCGGUUCUAUCUGAGUGUGACGUGUGGGGGACUCCUCUGUCAGAGCCCGAAUCCACUUUGACAAGAUCCUUUCCCACAGGAACUCCACCUCCACUUCCACCCAAGAAUGUCCCAGCUUCUCCACCAAAUACUAGCCCUCCGUCUCCAGAUGAUGCUGGUUCCUCUUCACCUGUACGACCUGCCACACCGUCAUCAGUCAACCCCACCCCACCUCCGCCUCCACCUCGUCCCCCUUCACGACCCAAACUUCCUCCAGGGAAACCUAGUGUAGGCGAUGCGAAUCGCCCAUUCAGCCCACCGAUUCACUCGGCCAGCCCUCCUCCCAUUGCUCCGUUGGCGAGGGCUGAGAGCACCUCCUCCAUCUCCUCCACCAACUCGAUGAGUGCCGCCACCACUCCUACCGUGGGCAAGGAGCUCUCUGUGUCUGUAACAGAGAAUGACCAGCCAUCCCUUGUAUGGUUUGACAGAGGGAAGUUUUAUUUAACCUUUGAAGGCUGCUCUCGAGGGCCCAGUCCUCUCACCAUGGGUGCUCAGGACACACUUCCUGUGGCGGCUGCGUUCACAGAGACGGUCAACGCCUUCUUUAAAGGAGCUGAUCCCAACAAGUGUGCUGUGAAGAUCAUAGGUGAGAUGGUUUUGUCGUUUCCGGCGGGAAUCACGCGGCACUUUGCCAAUAACCCGUCCCCCGCCGUGCUAACCUUCAGCAUAACCAACUACAGUCGACUGGAGCAUGUGCUGCCUAACCCCCAGCUCCUCUGCUGCGACACCACCACGCAAGCCAAGGCUGACAGCAAGGACUUCUGGGUGAAUAUGCCAAACCUGAUAUCGCAUUUAAAGAAGGUGGCAGAGCAGAAACCACAAGCAACAUACUACAAUGUGGACAUGCUCAAGUAUCAGGUGUCAACACAGGGCCUCCAGUCAACUCCUCUGAACCUGGCAGUGAGCUGGAGGUGUGAGCCCACCAGCACUGACUUGAGGAUAGACUACAAAUACAACGGGGAGGCCAUGUCGACGCCGAUGGCCCUCAACAACGUUCAAUUCCUCAUCCCCGUUGAUGGAGGCGUGUCAAAGCUACAGGCUGUCUUACCUCCUGCUGCAUGGAAUGCAGACCAGCAACGAAUCCUGUGGAAGAUCCCUGAUAUCUCCCACAAAUCUGAAAAUGGAGGUGUGGGCUCGUUGUUAGCACGCUUUCAACUAACAGAAGGUCCGAGUAAACCGGCUCCACUGGCGGUGCAGUUUACCAGUGAAGGCAGCACCCUGUCAGGCUGUGACAUCGAGCUGGCUGGGCCAGGGUACCGCUUCUCGCUCAUCAAGAAGAGGUUUGCUGCAGGAAAAUACCUGGCUGAUAACUGACCCAUCGCUGAACAAAGUGAACGCAGUGGACUGAGGUCGACACCGAGGACAGAGGACAGACGGACACCAGACAGACUCUGUGAUCCUUUUCUGAACCCACACAACAGGUCUGCAGCCCGCCCAGCAGUAUUGUAUAACUUGCAUAUAACAUUGUGGAACUGUUAUAGGUCAUGUAAUUAUUGUAUUUGUAUUCAUUUCAUAACAUCUGUAUUGCUGCACUUAGACACAAAUGGGUUCUUUCCUCCUCUGUAGUCUGUGCCUCUGUCUCCGUCCUCCUCUGGUCAACGUGUGGUAGUGUUUUUAAAGUUUUUCACUGCAGCUGCCUGACCAAACAAGGAAGGAACAGAUUUUAAUUCUUGUUAAUGUGAAAAUUUUGGCCAUUGGAAAAAAAAAAUAUCCUCGUUGUGGUCAGACAUGUGCAUCAAAUCUGAACACAUCCGGAGUUGGACUGGGAUGUAAUGAAGUUAGUAAGUUAAACAGCCCAGUCCUCAACCUCUGGGAUAAGAAUACGAGAGGUGUACUCACUGUUUUGCACUGAUCCAUGUAACUGCUUCACAUGACACACCAUCAGCUGUCAUAGGUAAAAGUGGGUCCUUCUUCUUGGUGCUUGUGUACGACCUGUAUGAAACUAGAUUUCCAAGCAUCGCCUGCUGGUAUUACAUGACACAUCCUGCUAAUUACACCAGUUAGCCAGUCAAACCACUAUUCUAUUUCUCUGUUAUAUACACACACGCAUGCGGGGAGGUUGUAUGGAUGUUAGGCAGCUGCAAUGACUAGUCAGUUUCACUGGUAAAAUAAGGAAAUACGUUUUCGUGUCAGAACAAAAGAAGUGUACAAAGUGUCAUUUAAGUCGAAAAUGUAUAUCUUAAAGGGCGUUUGGUGUUUUCCUCGUAUCGUCAGAUAGCCUUCCUGUUGUUCACAGGACAGCAGUGUUAGACUGCAGAGUACAUGACAGCAUUCUAUUUUUAUUUAUUGAUGACAAUGACUUGUUGUAUAAAACAUGUGAUUCUGUAUAUGAAUAGAGUUUGAAUGGUAUCACACGACUCGAACCCUUAAAGGUAUAAAUAUUUAAAUUCCUUCUCAUUUUUUGUUAUCUGUGUAGUUGGGUAACCUGUGUACAGUAUAAGGUCUAAUUUUUUGAAUUUAUUUCAGAUAUAAUUUUUUAACUCAAGUGCAACAGAAGAAUUGAGCUAUAUAUGGGUGGGGGAGGGGUAAUUUAAAGACAAAAGAUAAAUAUCUUUCUGGAUUCUGUGUAAUGCUUUGUGAAAGCAGUGUUAAUGUAGAGUUAGCUAUUACAUGGCCAAGAUUCACACUUUGAGGAAUAAGUUUGACAUUUUUGGAUGAUGUGUGAGACAUCUGCCAGGAAACUGUUAGCAUGCUAAGAAGAGCGGGAAAGGCUUACCAGUUUGUGUCUGUCAGCACAUAGAAAGCUCCCUGAUUAAUAUACUGUCAUGUUUCUUCUUUAAUACCAAGGUGUAAAAAUACCCUGUGUAUCUGUCAUUAACAAUUUUAUUUAGCUUGAGAGUAUUGCAUGGGUCCGAAAAUGCUAAUGGCGUUCAUCCAGACUAGGCGUUAAUGUCUCUGUCAGGAUGAAAUGUAAGCAUUUUAGUAACACCCUGUCCUUUUCUCUAGCGCCAUCACCAGGUCAGACUUUUUAUUAGUUCACUUCUUUAGUUUAUUAAAUAAAUGUUCCCUCAACAGUUCCAUUAGCUUUAUUUGUGCUUGUUCUGGUGAGCUAAUUUUAGCAUGCUAAUAUGCUAAAUCACCAUGGAUACUGUGGUGAACAUGCGCUCAUCCCAUUAGCAUGCCAGUAAAACACAUUGCUGUGUUGCAGUGCACACUCUCAAGAGAAGCAAGCAUCAAACUGUAGACACUUUUAUAUUUUGGCGACGCUAGCUUAGCCGUUUCCCUCCCGUUUCAAUUUUUCUGCUAAGCUAACCAAUAUGGCUCCUGGCCAAGGUUAGUUUUCCCCCCCAAAAUGUCAAACUCAUCCUUCAAGGAAGACAAAAACAAUAAAAAUGGCUGCAGAGAUGAAGUUUAGUGACCAUGGUACUAGUAUUGGAACAGGAAUUGUUUACUGGGACCAGCUCAUUUCCUUACUUCAAACUUAGCUGUAAUAAAACAAUAAGGAAACCCUGAUCAUCUAGCGUUCUCAGUUCUGUCAUCUACCUUCAGUUGGCGGCGGAUCACAAGAAAACCUUCCUUACUUCCUGUUUCCAUUUACCUCACUGGUACCUAAACUCCCUCAUAUCACACCCUCAUAUCGUGAGCAAAUCCCAGUCAUCCAGCCAGCGCUUGAAUCCAUGGCUUUAUUUUGCAUAAUUGUAAUGGUCUCUGUGAGAUGACAUGAUUUAAAUGAGGUUGUGGAGCAAGGUUAAGUCGACCAAAAUGCUUUUUUUCUUUUUUUUGUUUUACGUUUUGUUUUGUUUUUCGUAUUUUAUGUGUGUGUACCCCAGACAGUCAGUCCCUUGUUAAGGAGAAUAAGCUGAAUAUUUUUAAAAUGGAUAAAAAUGUAAAAAAAUGUGUUGUUUUAAUGUGAAAAACACUGUGCUGAUGAUGUUGAACUUCCUGAAUGCUCCGACACUCAACGUGAAGAACAAAAGGUGUGCGUGAAGUGUAGCCGAAAAACCUCUGUACUGUACUCUGUGUUGGCAAUCAACUAAAUGUCACCAAUCAUGGUCCUCUCAGAGCUCUCAAGCAUUUUGAGCUGAUUUAGGAAGCUAACCUGACACCGAUUCAGCGAUGCAGUACUUCUGAUUGGAUACAGUUUUUGGGCCAUGCAGUUAAAAUGAGUCCUGUUCAUUUGUACUUUCAUCUUGUGCAGACCCAGGCUGAGUGAACGGCAAAGUUGCAUUUUGUUGGCAUGAGGAACGAUGGAUGAUUGGUGCCGUUUAGUUCUUGAUAAUACUUUUGUUUGGUGCCGCAUUUUUUCAGUCAUGUCAGUCUUUCAUCGAGCUCAGUGGAAGACUACGUGCCCGAGACAAUGUUGCCAUCUUCUUAAAGCUAAUCAGUGUAACAGUCACUACAGCAUUAUCUACACAAACCCACCACACACGCCACCCACCGUGCAUCAGCUUAGAAUUACCCCGACACUUAUGGUUACACGUCUCUCAGUUUGAUCACAAACCUUUUUCACUGUAUUUCUGAAAACAGCGUUUGAAUUUUUCAGUGGAUCAAAACACAUUUUUCAAGAGCUUCAUCUUCGUGGCGAAUUCGUCCUGCAGUAUUAUUGGAUGCAAAGCAUGCGGUCAAACGGUGGGGCUUUUGUGACGGUAGUGCUGAAAUGACGUGUUGUGCUGAGUGUCAGUUACCUUGUAUUAAUGUUGAGACGAAAGCAAGGAGUGUGUUUAUGUGUGCUAUAAGCAAGAAUGCUUUUUGGUUCUUUACCAUUAACCUCAAACACAUGUGAAAGCUGUUUGUACAGUACAUAACAACGCUAAGAUGAUCUGAGAAAUUUAGUUUGCUUCUUUCCAAAACCAAUAAAAGUUAUAACUGGA
Messenger RNA from Oreochromis niloticus (Nile tilapia), 5747 nucleotides. It is a transcript of the gene sgip1a, whose product is annotated as SH3GL interacting endocytic adaptor 1a. Gene Ontology annotation, biological process: clathrin-dependent endocytosis; synaptic vesicle endocytosis; clathrin coat assembly. Gene Ontology annotation, cellular component: clathrin-coated vesicle; clathrin-coated pit; cytoplasm. NCBI's taxonomy places the organism in Eukaryota, Metazoa, Chordata, Actinopteri, Cichliformes, Cichlidae. Bases 199 to 2250 code for a protein of 683 amino acids. The record is from RefSeq and is a predicted model, not a curated record. The transcript has 25 exons.